CUCUAGACUUCCAUGCUUUUUCGACCCUCUGAAUACCUCCACGAAAGCAUAAUCCUCAUUGCUCCGUAUUGACACUUAGACUCGAAGAGUGCAUAGUUUAGGGUUUUGGCUGGGCGUUUGUCUCACUUUUCCCAACCUUUUGUUUUCUUUUCCGUUGUUUACCGUUCGUGGAGAUCUGUCUCAUAAACAACCUCCAUCCUCUCUCAACAACAUACAACCUCUACCUGCCUCGAUAAACCUCCAACUGCACAUUACAUACUUCCACGUUAAUAUGUCACUCCCGUCCACGAAACCCGCCCAAACCUCCAUCCGAUCCUUCUUCUCGGCAAAAACACCCAAAUAUGCCCCUCCGCCUUCUCAAGCAGCUUCCAUAGAACUCUCGGGGCCUUCCCCGCCGCCUGCUGCUACGGCCCCUCCACCAACCUCGAAGACGCCAGACUCGACGAUUGCCUCGUUCCAAAUUCCGCCUCUUCCGACAUCCCUCCCUCAAGAAGCAACGAUCCGGCUGGUCUCAAACGACGAUGUUAAUGCUCUACGUCGCAUCAAUGCUCUUCUUCUUCCCGUGAGCUACCCCGACAACUUCUACCAGCGCGCAGUUGAUCCCACGUCUGGUCACUUCUCCCGAGUCAUCACCUGGGCUCACGAUGGUUCCGAAGCCAAGGUCGUCGGCGGUGUCGUCUGUCGCGUUGAACCCACCCUCGAUUCCAACAGCCAGGGAGUCAUGCCCCAGAAUUUAUACAUUCAAUCGCUAUGUCUGCUCUCGCCUUAUCGAUCGCUGGGUCUCGUGAACGCUGCUGUGGACAAUAUCAUUGCAGGUGCUGUAUCGGACCCCAACUUGAAUGUGACAACUGUCACGGCCCAUGUUUGGACUGAGAAUGAGGAGGGACUGAAGUGGUAUGAAGGUCGUGGCUUCAAGCGCGAGAACCAACCUAUUGAGGGCUAUUAUCUCAAGCUGCGUCCCAAUUCAGCUUGGCUAGUGAGCCGUCCCACUGGCGCUUCUGUUCGGAAAUUGAUCCCUUCUUCCUCUUCUGCGCCUCAACAUAGUGUGCCCGCGAGCGCAACUGCUGUCAUUGCCAACUUAGACGCAGCGUCAGGUCCUCCCAAAAAUAGCACCUCAAGACCACCCAUGCCUCAAUCUGGUAAAUCUUAUCAAAAUCAACGACCUGAGACGGAGUGGAAUGAUCUGCCCGAGGAUAUGGCUAACAGCCGUCUUGCACCACCGCCCCGGGGAGGAAGUACUGGCUCUGGCGCAAGCUCUAGAAGUAGCUCUGCGGCACGAAAGAAAAAGGACAGGUCAUAUCCUGCGGCUGCUUUCGGGAACUAAAGCAUAUAUGAGAAAGAUGAGCUUGAUACAAGCUGGCACUAAGAAGAAUGGAUUGCUUCACGAUGGUAUAUGAUUUCAACGGUUAGGAUGGACUAGACGCGCUUCCGGAAAAGACACAACAAACAUUAGACUUACCAUAAUAAUAACACAACGAUGAAUUCAUUGUUUCCGAGAAAAG
Molecule: messenger RNA, 1502 nt
Organism: Fusarium redolens
Lineage: Eukaryota; Fungi; Ascomycota; Sordariomycetes; Hypocreales; Nectriaceae
Exons: 1
Coding region: 272-1324 (350 amino acids)
Biological process (GO): mitotic sister chromatid cohesion
Cellular component (GO): NatA complex
Molecular function (GO): acyltransferase activity, transferring groups other than amino-acyl groups
Source: RefSeq, a predicted model, not a curated record